Molecule: messenger RNA, 292 nt
Organism: Entrophospora sp. SA101
Lineage: Eukaryota; Fungi; Glomeromycota; Glomeromycetes; Entrophosporales; Entrophosporaceae
Source: the annotation of a GenBank genome assembly
AUGGGUCCAUUAGCAUUAGUUGAAGGUAAAUUAAAUGCAAUUGUAGGAGACAAUGACAUAACUGAUGGUUUAUCAAUUGGUAAAAUGGAUUUCAUAAAAGGGAACACUCUGUAUACACCAUCCACAUCCAAAUCCAUUAUGAAAGAUUCAAUGUAUACACCUAGAUUAUUAAAUAACUGUCAAUUCAAAGAAUCUGCAGAUGAUGAAAUUGAAGAAGGUCAUAUUUUCUUUGAAGAUACUGAGGAUAUAGGAAAUGAAUAUGGAGGGGAAUUUGCAAAUGUUGAAGAUGAAG